Bufo gargarizans (Asiatic toad) is the source of this 1975-nucleotide messenger RNA. Its product is annotated as mitotic spindle assembly checkpoint protein MAD1-like. The record is from RefSeq and is a predicted model, not a curated record. Gene Ontology annotation, cellular component: mitotic spindle; kinetochore; nuclear envelope. The transcript has 8 exons. Gene Ontology annotation, biological process: mitotic spindle assembly checkpoint signaling; attachment of mitotic spindle microtubules to kinetochore. Lineage: Eukaryota; Metazoa; Chordata; Amphibia; Anura; Bufonidae. Bases 66 to 992 code for a protein of 308 amino acids.
UCCACCAGGGACCCGGAGCUGCAGCCGGGAGUGUAACACGGUGCCUCCGAAGUGAGCGCGAUGGAAUGAGGGCAAUCCUGGAUUCAUACGACAGUGAGCUGACCCCAUCGGAGCACACUCCUCAGCUCAGUCGCCGCCUUCGCGAGUCUGAAGAGAAUCUGCAGAGAGUCCAUGCACACAAUGCUGAGAUGGAGGUUCAGUUGUCUCAGGCUCUGGAAGAAACUGGUUUGCAAAAGCAAAGGGCAGAACUGCUAACCGCAGAACUCGGUCUCUUCAAGUCUCAGAUGGCCACCACGGACCAAAGCAUCUCCAUCAACAGCGAGGCCGUCAACUCCCUCAGGUUGAAAAUUGAGGAGCUUGAAGCCGAACGUGGCCGGUUAGAGGAGGAGAAUAGAAUCUUAGAGAUGAGGCUGGAGAAACUGAGUCUUCAGGGUUCCUAUGAUCCGAGCAAAGUAAAAGUGAUCCAUUUUAGUAUGAAUCCUGCUAGUAAGGCCCAACAGCAGCGCAAGGAUGAUGUCCAGACCCUCCGAGAUGAGUGCAAUAAACUGAGAGAACUUGUUCGUAUUUUAGAGGGAGGCACCACAGUUCCUGACAAACUCGAAGCAGCAGGGAGCAUCCAGGCGCCCAUUCAGGACGUUUCAGAUUUAAAGAAACAGGUGGAGAGUGCAGAACUGAAGAACCAGCGACUCCGAGAAGUGUUUCAAACCAAAAUCCACGAGUUCCGCAGUGUGUGCUACAUGCUGACUGGAUACCGCAUUGACAUUACUACAGAGAACCAGUACCGACUUACCUCAAUGUACGCCGAACAUAAGGACGAUAAUUUGCUUUUCAAGUCAACAAGUCCAUCUGGUGGAAAGUUACAACUACUGGAAACGAGCUUCUCAAGGACUUUGAAGGACUUCAUUGAUCUUCAUCUGCAUCACCAGAAUAGUAUUCCAGCUUUCUUGAGUGCUGUCACGCUUGACCUCUUCAGCCGUCAAACUUUCGCCUAGAAGACGUCUAGAUCCUGUCCCUUACCUCUCCUAGACCUUUGCUGUACUUUACCACACAUAAUGAGUUCUAUCAGAACUACACACCACUGGUAUUUCAUGUCAAAGUAACAGGGCGCUCGAGAUGAAUAUUAUGAAGGCCGGUGUUGGCAGGAGUCAUUAUUUGCUAUAUUUUUGUCUUAUUGACUACUUCAGGGGCAUGCAAUAUUUUGUAUUAAUACAUAUUUUUGCAGGGAUUUGUAUUUUUUUUUAGAUAAACAAUGCUUAACGGACUGAUAAAUGUUGGCCACUAUUGUAUAUAACCCAUUUAGCUUGGACGAGACAAUAAGUUUGCUCAUGAGAUAAGUCCGUUUCCAUUGACCUGUGUGGUAAAUGCAUGGGAGGUGAUAUUAUCAUGGCUAAUAAUUUUUUUUUUAGAGGCCUUCAUUCCAAUGGAGUGUCUGUAAAAAGGGGUCAUUUUAGAUAAGUUUGCUCUGUAACCCCUCUCAUUUUUUUUAUGACCUAUUAGUUGAAAGUGUCCAUAGGCGUUAGAUCCAGACAAUGUAUUAGUCUAGAUAGAAGUGAAGAUGAAAUCUGCCCUAUACUAUCCAGAGCACUAUUACAAGCAUUGACAUUAGCCGUGGAAGACUCUCCUAACUGGCUGGCAUAGACUCUGUAAAGUCAAAUGCUGGUCCCUCGGGUAUGGAUUAGACUUUAUUUGACUGCAGCCUUUCACAGCAUCAAUAAUUGAAAAGGUUACGGUGCGCCCAUUCAUUAUGGCAUUUGAGCCGUUUCUUAUGCUACCAAAGGCUCGUAUGCAACAGCUUGACUCCUUAUCAUGGUAUUUCAGUGUCACGUCAAGAAACCGACCUCCUGACUUCUUUCUUCAGUGUCUUCUGAUAAUGAUGAUUAUUAAACUAUCUAUUCAUCAAUUCAGACCUGUUGCUGUAACAUUUCUGACUAUUAUAAAGCUGUUGUGGCUGUUUCAACCAUUAAAAGCAAUUUUC